Messenger RNA from Penicillium paradoxum, 1155 nucleotides. Its product is annotated as UDP-glucose:hexose-1-phosphate uridylyltransferase. The transcript has 3 exons. Bases 1 to 1155 code for a protein of 384 amino acids. The record is from RefSeq and is a predicted model, not a curated record. Gene Ontology annotation, cellular component: cytoplasm. Gene Ontology annotation, biological process: beta-D-galactose catabolic process via UDP-galactose, Leloir pathway. Gene Ontology annotation, molecular function: UDP-glucose:hexose-1-phosphate uridylyltransferase activity; zinc ion binding. Lineage: Eukaryota; Fungi; Ascomycota; Eurotiomycetes; Eurotiales; Aspergillaceae.
AUGGAAAACGUACUCGACGACAUCUCCCACAGGAGAUAUAACCCACUCCGUGGCUCCUCGAUCUUGGUUUCUCCCCACCGAACUAAGCGUCCCUGGCAAGGAGCGCAGGAGAGCCCCUCCAAGACUACCCUGCCCGACUACGACCCUAAAUGCUACCUCUGUCCCGGAAACGAGCGCGCCCAGGGCGAUACCAACCCCAAAUAUGACAGCACUUUCGUAUUCGUGAACGAUUACAGCGCUGUGAAAGAAGAACAAGCGGCAUAUGAGCCCUCAAAUCAGGAUGAACUUGAAUCGCGCUUCCUCAAAGCCGAACCCGUAACUGGCAAGUGCUACGUACUGACCUUCUCAUCCGCGCACAACCUUACCCUCGCCGACCUUGCGCCGCGCGAGAUCGUGCCCGUGAUCGACGCCUGGACAGAGAUCUACACCGCGCACCUGUCCCCCACAUCCCCGCUCGUGAAGAACGCACCGGCAACAACAUUGCAGCCAAGCUCGCACUCAACCAACGUGACCAAGCCUAAGGAGCAGUACCGCUACAUGCAGAUCUUCGAGAACAAGGGUGCAGCUAUGGGAUGCUCGAACCCUCACCCACACGGACAAGUGUGGACGACAAGCUCGAUGCCCGAAGAGCCUGCGGCCGAAAUGGUGCAGCUGACCAAGUACCGACAGCAGCACGGCGGCAGCCACAUGCUGGAGGACUACGCUGCGCUGGAAAGCCGCAAGCAGGAGCGUGUGGUGUUCGAGAAUGAGGCGUUCCUGGUCGUGUGCCCGUGGUGGGCGACGUGGCCGUUUGAGACGAUGAUUGUCAGCCGUACUCAUAAGCGUGCGCUGGUUGAUUUGUCUGAAGCCGAUAAGAUGUUGCUCGCCGAGGCGAUUGCGGAGACGACCCGUCGCUAUGAUAAUCUCUUCGAGACGCACUUCCCUUACAGUAUGGGUAUUCACCAGGCUCCUCUUGAUGGAACUCCCGAGGAGAUUGAGGCUUCUUACUUGCACUUGCACUUCUACCCGCCUCUGCUGCGCAGCGCGACUGUGCGCAAGUUCUUGGUUGGUUAUGAGCUCAUGGCUGAGCCUCAGCGUGAUAUCACUCCCGAGCAAGCUGCUGCCAAGCUGCGGGCUUGUGGUGGUGAGCUGUACAGGAAGAAGAUUGAUUCAUGA